Molecule: messenger RNA, 465 nt
Organism: Verticillium nonalfalfae
Lineage: Eukaryota; Fungi; Ascomycota; Sordariomycetes; Glomerellales; Plectosphaerellaceae
Exons: 1
Coding region: 1-465 (154 amino acids)
Source: RefSeq, a predicted model, not a curated record
AUGACCGGCAACACGAGCCCCUCGCCCGAGCCCACGGAGAAGCCCCUUCCGGCCCGCCGUCCAGGCACCUCCGGCACCGAGGCCCUCCUCGUGACGAACCGCCGCCGCGCCUCGGAGAAGUACCAAAAGGCUCAGCGCGCCGAACGCACAUACCGUGCCAAGAAGCGCUCCGCCGCCGCCCGCAGCGACCUCACUGACGCCCGCAUCCACCUCCGCGACGCCGUCCGCCACUUGCGCCAGGCCGCGACCCUUGCUUUCGCCGCCGUCCGCUCCAUCCCCUACAUCAUUGGCGAGAAGCGCGACGCCGGCCGCGCCCGCAGCGACGAGAAGAAGCACAAGCGCCAGACGGAGCAGCACCGCAAGCUCGAGGAGCGUCUCGCGCGCGAGGCCGAGGACGCGAGCUCGCACGACGGCGCCGACGGCGCGGCGCCCACUCCACCCGCCGGCUCGGGCCCGGGCCCGUGA